AUGAAUGGGUGUGCUGCGUACGAGGUGGCGGAGGGAGGGAGUUGGCAGACUCUUCAUGACAUGGGGAAUAAUUGUGGUGGCAUCCUCAAACCUAAGCAACCACAAACGACUGGGGAGGGGGCCGGGGUGCAGGUGAAUGCCAUGGGAAGCAUCAUGAAUUGCCCUGACAGCAGCGAUGUGAAGGUGCUGCGUGCUUGGAGGAAGCGCCAUCAACCCGCACAGGAGCAACCGAAGUGCUGGGAGAUGGUUGAGGAUCACAUGUGUCGUGUGAGACAUGUUUUUCCGUUACAGUUUCAAUAA
Trypanosoma rangeli is the source of this 300-nucleotide messenger RNA. RefSeq names its product putative retrotransposon hot spot (RHS) protein. The coding region runs from base 1 to 300 and encodes 99 amino acids. The transcript has a single exon. The record is from RefSeq and is a predicted model, not a curated record. NCBI's taxonomy places the organism in Eukaryota, Euglenozoa, Kinetoplastea, Trypanosomatida, Trypanosomatidae.